This is a messenger RNA of Cantharellus anzutake, 402 nucleotides long. RefSeq lists its product as uncharacterized. The record is from RefSeq and is a predicted model, not a curated record. Bases 1 to 402 code for a protein of 133 amino acids. The transcript has 4 exons. Lineage: Eukaryota; Fungi; Basidiomycota; Agaricomycetes; Cantharellales; Hydnaceae.
AUGACCGUGGUGCUCUCAUUGUUCUUCCUUGUUCUCUGUGCACGGCGUGUACUAGCACGUACAUACUGUAAGGAUUUCUAUGGACACGUAUACCGAUGCGACAAUGGCUUGAGCACUGCAGCUCGCAUCGCAAUCGGAGUUUCCGUUACUGCUGCGUUCAUACUACUCCUUGCGGGGGUGUUAUAUUACCGCCAUCGUCAUGCACGACGAAAUGUCGUAUUCACCCAACAACCAUACUUGGACCCAUACAACAACCCGUCUCCAGAAUUUGGGCGGGGUGAAGGAUGGAAUACAACGGGCGGCACUGGCGUGAGCUACCCACCCCCCGCUCAUCCACCUCCACCUGGCGGACAUCACCAAUAUCCUCCACCUCCUGGACCGCCCCCUAAUCAUCAAGUCUGA